AUGGGCGAAAUACAUCACAGGCAGUGAAGUCUCUGCGUCUCAAGUCCACGCCCCUGUGGCUGGUAGUACAUGCCUACACAGUCUUGCCCGGGAUCCAGAAAAGCUGGCGGACGGGGGACAAAGAGGACCGAGCGCGUCCCGGAUCCCGAAACCUCGACGCAGGAAAAGCCGAACCCUCACAUCCUCAAGUCAAGGACUUACCCGAAAUAAACAGGCAUUAUGAUUCCUGUGAUGGAAUUCCGGCAGUUCACUGAACAGCAGCCGGCGUUCAGGGUCCUAAAGCCGUGGUGGGACGUGUUCACCGACUACCUGUCCGUCAUCAUGCUCAUGAUCGGCGUCUUCGGCUGCACUCUUCAGGUAGCUCAAGACAAAAUCAUUUGCCUUCCUCAGAGAAUGUCAUCAAACGCCAGUGAACUGGACUUAAAGUCAGUGUUACACGUGCAGGCCAACGCUUCAGCUCCGCCUAAAGAAAUGAAAGGCCUGAAGACCAAUUUGGACAUUCAACAGUACAGUUUCAUCAACCAGAUGUGUUAUGAGAAGGCCCUGCAUUGGUAUGCCAAGUACUUUCCUUACUUGGUCCUCAUACACACUGUGGUUUUCAUGGUGUGCAGCAACUUCUGGUUCAAAUUCCCCGGCUCGAGUUCUAAGAUAGAGCACUUUGUCGCUAUGCUCGGCAAGUGCUUUGACUCUCCCUGGACCACGCGUGCUUUGUCUGAGGUGUCCGGAGAAAACCCUGAAGAAAAGGACAGUAAAAAGAACAGUGACCUGGCUUUAUCGCCCGGAGAAGGCAUUCUGGAGAAGUCGCCGUCCCUUCGGUCCAUCCCCGAGAAGAUUGUAGCCGACAAGGCGGCCAGUGUCCUUGAUAAAAAGGAGGGCGAACAAGCCAAAGCUCUUUUUGAAAAAGUGAAGAAGUUUCGUUUGCACGUGGAGGAAGGAGACAUCCUCUACCUUAUGUACGUUCGCCAGACUGUGUUCAAGGUGUUUAAAUUCCUCCUAAUCAUUGCCUAUAACAGUUCUCUGGUAAAUAAGGUGCGGCAUAGGGUACAUUGCGAAGUUCCCAUCCAAGACAUGAUUGGUUACAAAGAGUUUCAGUGUAAUCACACUAUGGCUCAUUUGUUUUCAAAGCUUUCCUACUGUUACCUCUGCUUGGUGGCCGUCUAUGGAUUAACAAGUCUUUACACCUCUUACUGGCUGUUUUACCGCUCGCUCAAAGAAUACUCCUUUGAGUAUGUGCGUCAGGAAACAGGCAUCAGCGACAUCCCGGACGUCAAGAACGACUUUGCCUUCAUGCUACACAUGAUUGAUCAGUAUGACCCACUGUAUUCGAAAAGAUUUGCUGUUUUUCUGUCGGAGGUCAGCGAGAACAAAUUGAAACAACUCAAUCUAAACCACGAGUGGACUGCGGAGAAACUGCGCCAACGGAUCCAGACUAAUGGCAACAACAGACUUGAACUUCAGCUUUUCAUGCUUCCGGGGCUGCCCGACACCGUUUUUGAGCUAUCAGAGCUGCAGUCGCUCAAACUGGAGAUCAUUAACAACGUCACCAUCCCUGCCUCCAUCUCUCAGCUUGAGGACCUUCAGGAAUUGUCUCUUUAUCAGUGCUCUUUAAAGCUGCACCUAACCGCUACCUCCUUCCUCAAAGAGAACCUGAAAGUGCUUCGCGUGAAGUUUGACGAUAACAGGGAACUUCCAAACUGGAUGUAUGGCCUUCGCACCUUAGAAGAGCUCUAUCUCAUUGGCUCAUUCAGCACCGAUGCCUCUAAGAAUAUAGUUCUUGAGUCAUUGCGGGAGCUGAAGUGCUUGAAAACACUGUCCCUUAAGAGUAAUUUGACCAAGAUUCCUCAGUCAAUAGUGGAUGUUUCCAGUCAUCUGCAGCGGCUGUACCUACACAACGAUGGCACCAAGCUAGUGAUGCUCAACAACCUGAAAAAGAUGACCAAUCUUAUCGAGCUGGAGCUUGUGCGCUGUGACCUUGAACGCAUCCCUCAUGCAAUCUUCAGCCUUACAAACCUACAAGAGCUUGACCUGAAAGAGAACAACAUUCGCUCAAUAGAGGAGAUUAUCAGCUUCCAACAUCUUCGCAAGCUCACCUGUCUCAAGCUCUGGUACAAUGGCAUCAUGUACAUCCCAGAGCACAUCAAGAAGCUCAGCAGCUUAGAACGUCUCUACUUCAGCCAUAACAAGAUUGAGAUAUUGCCUUCGCACCUGUUUCUGUGCCACAAGCUGCGCUCGCUGGACUUGUCUAACAACGACAUUCGAUUCAUUCCUCCAGAAAUCGGAGUUCUCCAGAGUCUGCAAUAUUUCUCAGUCAGCUGCAACAAAAUUGAAAACCUACCAGACGAGUUGUUCUUUUGCAAAAAGCUCAAAACGCUGAAGCUGGGCAAGAACUCGCUGUCCAUACUCUCGCCAAAGAUUUCAUACCUGGCUCAGCUGACAUACCUCGAGCUCAAAGGCAACCACUUCGAGGUCCUGCCACAGGAGCUUGGUUUGUGUCGCGCUUUAAAGAGCAGCUGCCUUAUAGUGGAAGAGACAUUGUUUGAAACUCUGCCCUCAGACGUCAGGGACCAAAUGGGGGCAGAGUGACAUGCCUUACUGUUGCCGUAGUGCCUGCUGCUUUGUUUUGUGCCUCAACUCAACUUGAGUUUGGUUUUAACUCAUUACCAUACUUAAGUAUUACACUACAAUUAAGAGUAAUUAUUUUUUUCCCAUUUCCUUGAUAAAGGAGGGAAAGUACGCUUUUUUUGUUUGUUUUUUUUUUACUUUACAUAUGGUCACGUAGAGUGUGGCUCAACAGGGGUGCUUGAUGCAAUGCAUUUUUGGAAUCCCACUGUUUUAAUGAAAAGACUGAAACCAAACGUGUAUUCAUAUACAGUAUUAAACGAAUUAAUGCUUAAGCUAGAGAAAGAGAUUAGCUUAGUUCAGCUUAGCUUAGCACAAACAUCCAGCCUGGCUCUGUUUAAGAUGACACCAGCCAAGUUAGAUAAUAAACUUUUUGGACAUGGGGAGUUAUGUAGAUUGAGUUUCAUGAAAUGUUUUUCAGCCCGGUGCUUUUUCAGAAUUAGUGACUCUAGACACGCUCAUUGGUGUAUUUUUAAUCACUGAAUCGAGCCAAAGUGCUCAUCGUUAUACUAGGCUAACGGCGCCUCUCCAUUUUAGUUUGCCAUUGAAAUCACACAAUCUGACUGCUACAAAAAAUAAUUACUGAAUGUAAAAUUUAAACUGAAGACCUCGCUUAGGAUGAGGCGGUAGCCUUAUGUUGUAAAUAUUUUAAGGUGCCCUUAUUAAGUCUUAUUUUCUUUAGGAGACUGUUAUAAUUGUAGACUGCAGCAGGGAUAUGCAUAAUAAGCAAAGAACAUAUCUUUAUAAGUACAUAUAUUUCCUUGGCCAAAUACUUCUGUAUUAUGCAUAGAUGUCAUUGUAAAGUGCAUUAAACUUGAAGGACUGUG
Molecule: messenger RNA, 3446 nt
Organism: Betta splendens (Siamese fighting fish)
Lineage: Eukaryota; Metazoa; Chordata; Actinopteri; Anabantiformes; Osphronemidae
Gene: lrrc8c
Product: leucine rich repeat containing 8 VRAC subunit C
Exons: 3
Coding region: 220-2583 (787 amino acids)
Molecular function (GO): protein binding
Source: RefSeq, a predicted model, not a curated record